This is a messenger RNA of Limanda limanda (common dab), 2924 nucleotides long. It is a transcript of the gene lamp1b, whose product is annotated as lysosomal associated membrane protein 1b. Gene Ontology annotation, cellular component: membrane. The transcript has 6 exons. Lineage: Eukaryota; Metazoa; Chordata; Actinopteri; Pleuronectiformes; Pleuronectidae. The record is from RefSeq and is a predicted model, not a curated record. The coding region runs from base 342 to 1091 and encodes 249 amino acids.
GCUCCGACCACCGACGCGGCGAACAGAACUCCUGAUUCCCGCAGAAAUAACUCACCGCCGGCGGCUGUUACUUCACUCCCGGAGCUUCGGGCGUGUGCCCGGGACGUCAGCGGGGGCUCCAGACACCCACAGCGGCUCUUUGUCCUCUCAACGAACCGCGGACUUUUGUUUCCCCCGCGGUUGUUGUGACGCUAACGUUAGCUUAGCCAGCUAGCAUAACAUCCACUCACCUCGCUAGCCCGCAGCCGCUUCCUGUCCUGACCCGGCGUCCGAGCGCCUGAGCAGCCGGGGAACGGGGACAAGCAGCAGGGUAAGAGCCGGAGAGAAGCCGGAUAAGAGCCAUGACGCAGACCGCUGUCCAGUCGUGGAGCCUGGGACUAACGCUACACUUGGUUUUAGCCGUCGCUCUGCACCAGGCUUUUGCUACCGUUGCUCCACCUACUGUCGCCCCGACCACCGCUGCACCGCACAGAGACCCCAGCAGCCCUGAAAGAGGAAACUACGUGGUGAGCAGCAAUGGUUCCGCCUGCCUGCUGGCAUCCAUGGGCCUCCAGCUCAACAUCAGCUUUACCUCCUUGUCCCAGAAUAAGACCGUGCAGGAGGUUGUAAACAUUCAGCCUAACUCAAAUAGCUCUGGAUCAUGCAAGUCGGACGUCGCCACCCUGACGCUCACAACAGAUGCAGAGAAAACCAACCUCACCUUUUCCUUCACCCUGAAUACAACAUCCAACAAGUACCACUUGAGUGACGUGAUUCUGUCCGCAGCCUGGCCAGACAUGAAAGACCCCGUCUCAGUGCACAACAACAGUCUGGACUACUUGCGAGGAAGCCUUGGCUUCUCGUACAUGUGCCGAGAGAAGCAAACCCUGGACGUGGUCCAGACUGUGUCCAUCAACAUCUUCCAGGUGCAGGUGCAGCCGUUCGGUCUGACUGGAAGUCAGUUUGGAGCCGCUGAGGAAUGUCAGUUGGAUGAAGAUGACAUGUUGAUCCCCAUCAUCGUGGGAGCAGCUUUAGCGGGUCUUGUCGUGGUCGUGCUCUUGGCCUACCUCAUCGGCAGGAAGAGGAGCCACGCUGGCUACCAAACCAUCUGAGGUGGCUCGUCACUCUCACACCCCCCCACCCCUGGGCCGGAGAGCGAUAAUAACCACCCAUGAUAUUAACCACUGUUUUAUGAGACUUAACACUUCACCUUGUGCCCCUCUGUCCCUGCACCCUUCAUCUCUGUGUGUGCUGUUCCUUGCCCUUAUCAGUAACACUAGCUGUCAUCACUUUGUGAGAUUGAUAUGUGCUUUCUGAACUGACCCACUCUUUCAUUAAAAAAGGGACGUUGUUUGGAGAUUGAAGUGAAGUGAGGGAGAAGCAGAGGAUGUUGUCAGAGGGUCCGCGAGAGUCCUCAACUUGUGUCGUACUAUUUAUGAUUUCUGUAAAAGGAAACUUUGGGGGAUUUGAGGGAAUCGCUACUGUAGCUUUUCUUAUCCAAUUCCGGGUGACCAUGUUUAAUGGUGUCACCCAAGCGAGGUGUGUUAUUAUGAAGGGAAUGUUUCUGGCUGUUUAACUUGAUCCACUUCAGACAGUGAAGAACUGACAUUUUUUAUUGAAACUCGACAUUUAGGCCAAGUUUGCAGAUUUUAGGGAACACGCUAAAAACAUGGAAACCUAAUGAAAAGUGUGUGUGUGAGGAGACUCCUGAGUGGCUGUGCUAUAUUUAGCAAUUCAUUUUGUCCACUGGGAUUUGUGAUGAAAUGCAUGUCUUUCCUUCUUAUAGGUACUCAAAACAAUUUGUAUGAAGAUGCAGCUGCAGGCUUUGUAGGGUUGAAGGCAUUUUAAGCUUUUUUUCAUUUCUCAUGAAGAGGUAGUUUUGUUGUUUUUUAGGAAAUGGGCUCAUUUGUUCACUUGUGAGGAUUUAGAUGAAACGAUUUAUAACCCUCUUAUAUUCACUGAAUCUCUAGCUACAGCAAGGACAAGGUUUGCUUAGUUUGGCAUUAAGACUUGAAGGGAGGCCAAUUUGUUUCAAGUGUUCUCGGUUGGGAGCAUUGUAUUUUGGAGUAGAUUCUAGAAAGUGAACAUAUCAGGCGUAUAACCCGCAAAAAUCACAAUUUACCAGUUUUGCACAUUGGUUCUUGUACAGAUAUAUUAAACUAGACACAGUGGGAUGUUAGUCUUUAACUUUUUGACCCCAAUGUGUAACACACAACACAUCAGGUGCUGAUAGGUGGAUAUUGUUUUUUAUCUCCUUGCUUCCAGUCUCUAAGCUAAAGUAACCAUCUUCAUGCUGCAGCUUCAUAUUCAUUGCACACAUGAAUAUUACGUAUAUCCCAAAGUUAUGAUUGGGUAUAUUUUGGAUUCCUUCGAUACAAAAUCGACUCGCCAUGAUUUUCUUAAACAAUCUAAGAAGUGCUGUCGGCUAAGUGCAUGAAAAAGCUCAGGACAUAAUUGUAUGGACAUAAUAAUAUUGCUCUGUUAAAGUCCACUGGUUGGUUUUGUUUGUUUGUUUAACUUGGAUUUGGGCCUGCUUGGGACUUUGGUUGCUGAAUGGAAAGAAGUUGCACUAAAGUCCUGACACCUGGCCCUGUGUAACUGUUCAAAUGGCCAAAAUGCUCUGGUCAGGGUUCAUCAGUGCCUUCCCAGCUGUUACUUGGGUGGUAUUAUAGCAAAGCCAAUAUUCACAGAGGUGCUCGCUCACUCAUCGACACCACGCGCUGCCAUUUCUGGGACAUUCUCUUUGUGUCUCACGUCGCCAUGUACUGUUACUAGCAUUAAUAUGCAUUGUUUGAUGUAAAAUGCGAAAGUUCCAUUUUUUGUUUUGUUUUUGUAUGUUUCUCUUCUCCCUCAUCUAAAUAUCCUUGUAGUGACUUGAUAAGGUUUUAAUGGAUUCAUUUGAGCUGUUUUCUAAAGGAAAGGUCAAUAAAAGUGAACAAACAUAA